Aegilops tauschii subsp. strangulata is the source of this 2188-nucleotide messenger RNA. NCBI's taxonomy places the organism in Eukaryota, Viridiplantae, Streptophyta, Magnoliopsida, Poales, Poaceae. The record is from RefSeq and is a predicted model, not a curated record.
CUCCCGCCGCCGCCACCCAUGUUCCUCGGGAGCUUGUCCCUUCGCCAACCAAAUCUUCCCCUCGGGAUCCCCUCCCGAUCCGAACCACCAACCGAAGCCGCCACCUUCCUCGUUUUCUAGAUCGGGCCAACCACAACCUUCCAAUCCAUCGAUCCCCAUCCAACCACCUGCCCGAGCUCCUCCGUUCGAAGCCACCAGAGAGCCUCCGUGCUGGCUGGAUGUGGGAACGAGAGGGAGCUCCUCCCGUUUGCUCCUCCCUCCAUGGAGUCGUCGCCAUCGGCGCACCCAGCCACCUGGACCUCGCCCCGUCUUCCUCGUCGACCAGGACCGGCCUCGUCCCUCUCUCUCGCCCUUCGUUCUCCUCCUUCUGUCUCUCUCGCGCUCUCAAUUUCUGUCUCUCUCGCCAGGUACAUGAGUAAUAGGAGCUCACCCUGCUGCCAUGGCCACCGUUCCGUGCCGUCGAGCCCCGCCUCCCUCGCGCCGGAUCCAUCCAUCCCCGAUGCCUGCGCCUCCUUCCUGCUCGGAUCCAGCGAAUUCCGAGCCAAGCCGUCGCUCUUCUUCCAGCUGACCCUCACUGGAGUCGCGCCAUGUUCCCCUACGUCAAGCCUCGACCUUGAGCUCUUCCCCAACGCCGUUCCUGGCCUCCACCUCUCGUCGCCGCCGAGGACGUGCGCAGCCGCCUCCUUCAAUUCGUCGCGCCGCCACCUAGUUCGCCGGAUCCGCUGCCUGUCGGCCCCUUCUCCGCCUGGAGCUUCGUCUCCUGCACCCGCGCCCAUAUCCGGUCAUCCCCGCCGCCAAACUCCGCGUCCCUGCAGUCCCGCGCCGCCGCCGCUUCCUGUCGAGCGAGCAGAGGAGGAUGAUGCCUCGUUCAGCGCCGUUGACCGCGCGAGCAUCGUCAGCGCCUCCCUGCCUCGCAUCGUGGACUGGCUCCAGCACCCUUCGCCAAGGCCCAGCCCCGCGCCGCUUUUUCCUCAGCCCAGCGGCUCCUACACCGAUCGGGCCAACAGCCCAUGUUCCGGUUAUGUUGCGAUUGUAAGGAUUCGUUCGACUACGUCCGUUUGUCUUCUUCAUGGACUUGUUCUUCUUCCUAGCGGGAUUUCAGUGCUCUCAAUUGCGUUCAUUUCCGUUGUGCUCUUUCUUUCAACCUUUCAACCUCUCAAGGACACGAAAACACCAGCCGUCCUCGUCCUCGGCAUGCUCAAGUGGCAGAUGAUCGCCGGUACCCCGUUCCCGUACCUGAGCUGCUUCGCGGCCAGGUUCCGGCACGACGAGCGCAAGGCCAUCGUCCUGCGCACCGUCAAUUGCAUCUUUGCCUCCAUCAAAGCGAUGAGCUCGGUGGAGUACCAGCCGUCGACCAUGGCGCUGGUGUCGAUCCUGGUCGCGCGCGGCGGCAGUGAGGGGAGGACGGGCCCGAACCUAGAGGAGGAGCUCAAGGUGAUCUUGGGCUCAUCAUGGCAGCAAUUACACACCGGGCAUGUGUAUUCCUGCUACAGCGUGAUGGUUCAAGAGGAGGACAGGUCCGUGCAGUCGAGCAGGGAGGUGGCUUCCUCCGGCGUCUCCGCCGCCGCCCCCGCCGGGAGCCCGGGCACCUCCGUCGCCAUGGCCGUGGCCGCCAACGACAAUAAUGCCAUUGCCACCACCUCGGCGGACAAUAAGAGGAGAAGGCUGCAUUCGCCUCAGCGCCAGUAGGCAGUAGGAGGAGAUGGAUGGAUGUUUUGGCUGGAGUUCAGCUCGCACUCCAGCUGCUGCUGAUUUCUGUCACCCCCCUAGCCUUAGACUUUUUUUCAUUAGCUUGAGCAGUGAUUUUGGUGGUGGUGGUGGCUAAAUAGGGGGCAGGACUUGAUUCUUAUGAUUGUGCAAUUAUUACAGCUGAUUGGUAAGUUAGGAUCGGAAAGAUUUUGGUUUUCAGGAGAUCUUUCCCGUCCCAGGCUUAAAAAGGCAGUGUAAAGAGGAGAGAGAGAGAGAGAAAGGCCAAGCAGCAGUAGUGUACUGCUGCAAAGAGCUCUCAGCUCAGCUCAAAGUGAGGUGAAAAGAAAAGAGUGCAAAGCCUAGGCAUGAGUUUCCAAGGGAAUGAUUCUGAGCAGGGCGCUGGGCAUGUAUUCGGCACCAAUCAGAUGCCUCUCUGGUCUGGAUCUGUUUCUCCUGUCCUGUGAGUUUCCAAGGGAGAGUUUCAAAGGGAAUGAAGGAU